CUUCAUCCAUUCUCCCGGCCUUGACCUUUGCUCUCCCCCUCAAUGUCAGCCCGCCACUCGUACAUGUCACCGAUGUCUAUACCAGCAACCGACAAAGCCUCCUUGACCCACAAAGGAGGCACACCCGCCCCCUGCACGCCGCUGUUCCCCUUGCCCUCAUCGGCCUUCUCCCCACUCUCGCGACCUGUGUCGGCGUCAGCAGCGACUUUCCGCUUCUUGGCUGGCGGCUGCUGGCCGUCAGGGUCGGCUUUGAGUGGGGCGGCGGCGCUGUUGCCCCUGCUCCUGUCUUUUGUCGCUGGGAAGUGGUGCUUGAGGAAGGUCCUCACGAAGUCGGGGAAGGUGUCGUUGAGGAUGGCCUUGCGCAUGGACGUCAUGAGGGCCUUCAUGUAGUGCAGGUUGUGAAGGGUCACCAGGUGACACGCAGUCGCCUCCUGAUCACACACACAUGCACAUGCAUCCAUGACAGGGGACAGAGAGCGGUGUUUGUUUGUCGGCGUGUUGGGGUGGUAGCCCACUCACCUUGGUGACGAUUGAGUGCAGGAAGGCUCGUGUGUAGUUCUUGCAGGUGUAGCACUCGCACCCCUCGUCGAUGGGCCUGAAAUCGCCCGCAUACUCCCUCUGCUUCAGACGCAUCAAACCUGCAUCCAGCACGCACACACACGUGGCUCGCUCUCCUUUUCCCCAUCGACACAUGCACCCACCCCCAUCCACCCCCACCAUGUGUGACCAUAGCAGUGCCGAAUCUGGCCGUCCUGCACGGGUAGACGCAGUCGAACAUAUCAACACCCAACGCCACACACACCACAAUGUCCACAGGGUAGCCCACACCCAUCAGGUAGCGCGGCUUCGUCGCCGGCAAACCACUCUCGGGACGAGUGCACUGCUCACACACACCACACAGACAGACAGACAGACAGACAGUGUGAUGUCCACCAGGCUGCCUGCGAUGUCACCGCUCACCUGUUCGACAAUCCUCCAAAAGACGUCUUUCUCCUCUCCGCCCGACAGCCCCCCGAUGGCGUAUCCCGGCAGGUCCCUCUCAAUCAUGCCCUUCAGCGACACGGCCCGCAGGUCCUCGUGCAGCCCGCCCUGCACUAUGCCGAACAGGUUCUGCUCACUGGGCCUCGCGUGCGCCUUGAUGCAUCGGUCGAGCCAUCUGAAUGUGCGGUGGGUGGCCUCCUCCACUCGGUGACGGUCGGGCAGCGUGGCGCUCACCACAUCGUCCAAAGCCAUCAUGAUGUCCGCACCAAUAGCAUUCUGUGGGACCGAUACAAUGCACACACGUCAUCCAUGAGGGGGGGUUGUGCUUUGCUGUGCUGUGCUGUGCUGUGUGUCGGCACCUGGUAUUCGAUGGACUUUUCGGGCGUGAGCAGCAUGAGUGAACUGUCGACGGGUGACUGGAACUGCACGCCCUCCUCGGUGAUCUGCGCCAGCUUGAGCAGCGACACCAUCUGGAACCCACCGCUGUCGGUGAGAAGGUUCCGCGGCCACCGCAUGAACGAGUGCAGCCCUCCCGCCCUCUUGAGCACCUCACACCCCGGCCGGUUGCCGAGGUGGUAGGUGUUGCCCAGCAUGAUCUGGAAGUCAAGAGCUUCCAUCUGCACACACGACGCAGACGACACAGACAGGCAACCAUUGAGCUGAUAUGAAUCGUUUCCCUCUUGCCUUGCCUGCCUGAGUGAGUGACCUGUUCCGACGUGAUUCCCUUGAUGGUGCCUUGUGUGCCGACAGGCAUGAACACAGGUGUGUCGACAGGGCCGUGAGGGAGCGACAGCCGGGCAGCACGAGCCCGAUGGAGUCUGCCUUGCACGGCGAAGGCGAGGGCGCGGCCGGGGGGGAUGGGAGGCGCAGAUCCGCCUCCCUGCUCAUCUUCUCGAGGCCUUUUCUGCCCUCUCUGGUCCAGAUCCAUCUUCGCCCACGCCCCUUCCAAAACCCUUCGGAUCGAAGUCAU
This is a messenger RNA of Vitrella brassicaformis, 1951 nucleotides long. NCBI's taxonomy places the organism in Eukaryota, Vitrellaceae. The record is from the annotation of a GenBank genome assembly.